Nerophis lumbriciformis (worm pipefish) is the source of this 2126-nucleotide messenger RNA. It is a transcript of the gene toe1, whose product is annotated as target of EGR1, exonuclease. Gene Ontology annotation, molecular function: 3'-5'-RNA exonuclease activity; snRNA binding; metal ion binding. Gene Ontology annotation, cellular component: Cajal body. The record is from RefSeq and is a predicted model, not a curated record. Gene Ontology annotation, biological process: snRNA 3'-end processing. NCBI's taxonomy places the organism in Eukaryota, Metazoa, Chordata, Actinopteri, Syngnathiformes, Syngnathidae.
AGGAUCCUGUGGAGCGGCGUGGUAAUGCUUUCAUUCGCUCCGUCUAAAAGAUGAUUAAUUCUUACACAAUCCUCACAUUUUACAACAUAACACACACAUCGCGCCGUAUCACCUCUUAGUAAAUCAGCUAACUGAGCCGCGCAAGUUCAAGCUUCGUCGUAGACUUUCCCUCGCCGCCUCUCGUUAUGACGUCAUCGUUUGUGGUGCCGGUCAUUGAUGUCCAGCAUGACAACUUCAGAGAACUCUGGCCCGCUAUGGUGGUGGCUAUGACGUCAUCCUCUUUUCUUGCUCUUGACACGGAGCUGAGUGGUCUUGGGAACAGGACGUCAUUGCUUGCUGCGUGUAUAGAAGACAGGUACAAAGCCAUAUGUCACGCAGCACGCUCUCGCUCCAUCCUCUCCCUGGGAAUCGCCUGCUACAAGAAACUCAGCGACCAGUCCGCAGACACGUACCUGGUGCAGGUGUACAACCUCACCCUGCUUUGUUCAGAGGAGUACAUCAUAGAGCCCCAGUCAGUGCAGUUCCUGGUGCAGCACGGCUUUGACUUCAACAAACAGUACGCUCAGGGCAUACCCUAUCACAAGGGGAACGACAAGGGAGGCUCAGACAACCAGGGUGUUCAUAUCCGGGCUUUAUUUACGGAGCUAUUGCGUGCAAGGAAGCCCUUGGUGCUCCACAACGGCCUGAUUGACAUCGCUUUCCUGUACCAGAACUUUUAUGCACAUCUUCCAGAUCGAUUAGCCACCUUCACGGCCGACCUGUCGGAGAUGUUCCCGGCAGGUGUCUUCGACACUAAAUACGUGACAGAGUUUGACCUCCGCCUCAGCGCCUCCUACCUGGAGUAUGCCUACAAGAAAUGUAAGCUGGACAACAGCCGCAAGGAGUCCUCCGGUGGGACCGGCCGUCACGUCCACCUCCAGUUCUGUCAGUAUGCCGGUGCCAUGUCCCGCUAUGUGGACCAUAGGGCCUGCCCGACUGUUGCUCCUCCUCAGGUGCAGGCUGACAUCUGCCACAACUUCUCUGCGUUCGGUUGGUGUCCAAAAGGCACCAAGUGUCCUUUGUCCCACGACACAGACCUCAUCAUUCUCCAAGACGAUAAUUCCAGGACGGAGAAGAGGAAAAAGAGGAAGCGGCAUCGCAAGAAGAAGAAAGGAGGAGAAGAGGAAGAAGACCCUGCAGCGCUGGAAGGUGCUCCUCCAGACAAAAAGCCUCACAUGGACUUGGACCUUGGGAAGAUGAUUGACAACCAUAAGGAGGAGACCCCAGACACAAACACACCACUGCAUGAUGGAGAAGACAUGAAAACUCUGCAUGAUGGAGAAGAUAUGAAAAGUCUGCAUGAUGGAGAAGACAUGAAAACUCUGCAUGAUGGAGAAGAAGACAUGAAAACGCUGCAUGAUGGAGAAGAAGACAUGAAAACUCUGCAUGAUGAAGAAGAAGACAUGAAAACUCUGCAUGAUGGAGAAAAAGACAUGAAAACUCUGCAUGAUGGAGAAGAAGACAUGAAAACUCUGCAUGAUGGAGAAGAAGACAUGAAUGGAGACGCCAUGAAAGGAGACCUCAAAGUGUGCGAGGACACCACGGAAUCCCCAAGAAAGACCGGAAGAUGCGACAAGAAGGUGGAGUCAGGUUCCCACCGAGCAGGGUUCGAUGCCUUCAUGACUGGCUACAUCUUCGCCUACUCCUGCACCACCGUGCAGCAGGCGGACGCCGACGCCAGCGGCGAGGAGCGGGCGUGGCUCCCCGACUCCCUCAACAAGAUCUACCUCAGCGGCAAGGCGGCCCCUCUGAACAUAGUCAAGAGCACCUUCUCCAAGUCCUCCAAGGCCCACGUGCAGAAGAUGGCGCUGGUGUGGGCCGGCAAGCGGGGGCAGCAUUGUAGUGUCAACAUAUGGCGGGAGAGAGAGAGAGAGAGAGAGAGAGAUGGUCACUUCCGACCACACCACGUCGUCUUCAGCGUGUUAAAAUGGCGGGCGACGACAUUGACUACAAUAUCGUGUUUCCGGAUGCGGAAACGUCAGAGGCACACUGGCGGGGAAGGAAGGAGCCAGUGGUGAUAUUGUUGGGCUGGGCAGGCUGCAGAGACAAACACCUCAGCAAGUACAGCAACAUCUACAAUAAACAGG